Molecule: messenger RNA, 2723 nt
Organism: Eleginops maclovinus (Patagonian blennie)
Lineage: Eukaryota; Metazoa; Chordata; Actinopteri; Perciformes; Eleginopidae
Gene: adisspb
Product: adipose secreted signaling protein
Exons: 6
Coding region: 262-786 (174 amino acids)
Source: RefSeq, a predicted model, not a curated record
ACUAGCGAGAGAGUGCAUUGGAGAAAGGACGAGAGGAGGAGUGGAGGUCCGCCUGUGCUGUGAGCUGCUGGAGGUAUUAUCUGAAACCCCUCCGUACCAAGACGCACGUUCCCAGACAAGACAGUCGUCGGUGUCGGUUACCUGUACGAGUGUCACUUGCAGGGAAUAAAAGUAAGGGUUGUUCUGAGGUCGCACUGCUGAGAUGACAAGGCUGUGACAGUGUGUGUCCAAGUGUGUCGGUACUGGACCAAUUCCUGUGACAUGGCUGCCGCGAAGAAGAGUUGUGCCAAGACGGGAGGCGUUCGCUUCUCAGAGGAAUCCCCCGCCGCCGGACAGUCGUCACACGUUCACUUUGAUGAGAAGCUGCAUGACUCCAUCGUCAUGGUGACACCGGAGGAUGACGGCAACUUCAUGGUCAAGGUCGGCUUCCUAAAGACGCAGCACCGGUAUGAAAUAGUAUUUACAUUGCCCGAGGUCCCAGCUCUGGGGAAGGAUGUGUGUCCAGCGCCAGUACCCAGUCCACACCUCCGGAUCACUGAUAUCACACCGGCACCAGAGGGAGGUCUGAAGGUGACGUGUGAGUACAUGGCCCAGCAGGAGGGCGUUCUGUGUGAGGAGGUGCUGCUGCUGAGCGAGACCAACGAGGACGUCUGUGUUAAAGUCAAGGUUCACGCCAGAGUCAUGGAUCGUCACCACGGUACACCCAUGCUGCUGGAGGGGGUGCGUUGCAUCGGGGUGGAGUUGGAGUAUGACUCUGAACAGAGCGACUGGCAAGGAUUCGACUGAAGAUCUGGCUCCCCUUCCUCCCAAAGUACACACACAUAUGCACACACACACACACACACACACACACACACACACAGACACACACACACACACACACACACACACACACACACAUACCUGCCGUCAGAGAAGUGUACACAAAUACAGCAAAAAGGAAAACACACAAACGAUCCAGUGCCACGCAAUGUGAAAACAGCAUGGGUUCAGUGUUGGAUUCAGAGGAAAGGUGCGUCCCUACACACAAAAACAUUCCUCAAGAUCAACAGCAUCUGAACACAGUGUCCUCCCAAUCCUCUUUCUGUCACUGUGAUGUAUUCAGUUGUAUUUUCCUUACUGAACCUCUAGAGGGCAGCAGCGCUCUUUGAAUCAGAUAUCAGAUCCCUCUGCACCUCUUCUCCUGAAACUGAAUCCCACCUUUGUUUAUAGGAGAGGGAGCAAACAAGGGCUCUUUCAUUCAUAAAGUAGCUUUAAAUUGACCGGUAGCAAGGAAUAUACAUCAGGGGGAAAGAGUUUGGCAAAGCUGAGCCUGUAAUGUCUCUGUUUCACCAUGAGGGGGCACUGCAGACCAUCGUAUGUAAAGCUACUUCAAUUUAAAGGCUUUUUUUCGGUCAAACUCCUGCAGUGUGUUCCCAUUUCUCCAUAUAAAUAUAAAGCGUUACCCCCGAGACAACUUAACUUACUGAUUGUUUUGCAUAUUCCAAACAACAUGUGUGUACUUAUUUCAAAAGCAAGAAAGAGAGGCUUUCUUCCAAGAAAACCAGAAGAGAAUAAGGCUUCAAAAUGUGCGUUAGCUAUAUGGCAUCUAUUGAGCACUCCAUUUCUGGAUCUACCUUCAUGAUUAUGAAACGUAUGUGUGAAAUUGUUAAAGACGAAAGAAGUGUUUUGACUUUUAUUUGGAGAAACUGACACCAAAGUCUGAUGUUUAGCGUCCAUGUUUAAGAAACCCUGCUAUCAAACUCCUUUGCUGUUUUGCUAAAAAUAUUCUGACUCGUUAUUUUUUACCCCAUCUUCUCCAGAAUUAAAGAAAUGUUCAACUAAAGCAACAUUAACAGUUAUUAGGUGUCAAUCAACCUGAAGUAUCAGAAUAUCAUCUUUUUUCCCCAGUUUGCAAAUGUUAUCUCCAGGUUUUGGGGUAAUUGUCCCAACAAAGAAAACAAGACAUUUAACGACAGCAUAUCUUCCUUUAUUCUCUCAUGCUGGACAGGCCAAACUAAUCAUCUACUAAUUCACAGAAUAAUAGUAUGAUUAAUCAACAUUAAUAUUGCAUUCAAGGCUUUUGGGUGGAUUUGUCCAGCAGAAUUUGUGAACAACUUCUUUUGUCUUUUGUUCCAAUUCAUCCACGAAGCCUUCAGAACACUCAUGCCACUCAAAGUGCCUUUCAUCGUACCGUCCCGUUUCUCAUUUCACUUAAAACCCCAGAUGUUGUUUUGACCAUCACAUGCUCUCACGGGACACACACUCGCAGCAGCUGCCUGUUUGUUGUCUUUUCAGUGUUGAAUCCAUCCUCCGCCGGCUUGCCUCCAACAGGUGCUUCUGCCUCUCAGUCUGAUCACAGCACAGAUCGCACAGAGAUGACAGGCAUUGAGGAUGAAUUAAAUGGCCUGUCAGCUCUGCCUGAUUUACAUUUGUGCCGUGAUCUGGCUGCACCGCCGUCUCCAAUGUCCUACCAAAAUCCUGACAUUUCCUCUGUGAGAAUCACCAUUUUGUUUUUGUUAUUGAAUACAUCGGCCUUAAAGGAAAUUAUUCUGCGUGUAACUUCUCUACAUAUCCGACCACAAGCUGUCGGUUUAAAUACAUGUAUUUGAUGUUUGCUUGAAAGGGUCUGCUUUAGUGUAAAACUGAAAUUAGGUUACUGGUUCAACAAUGUAGCCGUCUAUCUUCUGUGGGUGUGAUUUGUAUUUUUUAAUGUUGAAAAUAAAUUUAAAAAGUGUGUAUGA